AUGCUGCUACCACUCAACCUGCUGCUUUUGCUGCUGCCACUCUCCACGGGGCAGCAAUGUGCCCACUUCUCCCACGACGUUUUGAUCUCUCGUCUCGAGUCACAUAUCCUAAAGUGUCUUGGCUCUAGCAUUUCACCUAUUACACUAUCAACGCUGAUAGAGCGCUUUGGGGUAAAUGACUUUGACCGUCACCAGCCGCUGGCACUCGUGCUUUUCUCCAACUCUAGUGACGUGUUGCACGCUUUAAGUGGUGCUGUGGCAUCUUCAUUAUUUGGUGCUUCUCGGUCUUCGCGGACAGUGCAGUCCAUCGAUUUCCAGGAGCUGCUUGAGUCUUCGCGAACCUCCAACUUUGACAUCAGGCAGACGAUACGCGUCGCUCUGGCUACACCACUCGACGCCUGCCCCGAUCGCAAUUUAUUCGUUUUGGAUAACGCGCAGGCACUGGAUGAUGCCGCUUUGCCAGUGCUUGACUUGUUUCUAGACCCUCUCAACGGCAAACGCGCUCAGUACCAGCACUAUGUGGAGGGUAAGACUGGCCGCGUGUAUGACUGUACCAAUUCAGUGUUCCUGUUUCUCUACAAAGUUAGAGCAAGUCGUUUUCCAGUCAAAAGUAUGAUGUCCUCAAACCACUGGCGCGAAUAUUUGGUCCAGCAAUGGACAAGAUCUGAAGGAACUAUUGAAGAAUUUACACCAGAGGCAUUUGUUGGAAGACUAAAUGAUGGUGUGGCAGUGUUUCUACCCGGAGACGAUGAUAGUAUCGACGCAACGUUCAACCAGUUUAAGGAGUCUAAUGAAUGGCGUCAACUGUGCGAUGUUCAGCUACACGACAUGGAAGACAAAGCAAUUGAGGUUGCGGACUCUACAAAAAAGUAUGCAUCAGCUGCGCUAGCUGUUAUUGCUGAAACUGUUGCUGCCAAAGCCUUCAUGAUUUCUAGAGCAAUCGCUAUGAUUUCAAUCCCAGCCUUUUUGCUUAUUCUCACGAGGGCAAAGCGUUGGAAUGGAGAUACAAAGCAGAGAAAAAGAGGCACUAUUCACCGGCGCAGCAGCGGCAGCAACAAUACUCGACAUAGAAAGAAAAAAGUGCGGAAGUGA
Messenger RNA from Peronospora belbahrii, 1092 nucleotides. NCBI's taxonomy places the organism in Eukaryota, Oomycota, Peronosporomycetes, Peronosporales, Peronosporaceae. The record is from the annotation of a GenBank genome assembly.